AUGCCCAGAGCCUUCCUGGUGAAGCGGCGCAGCCCGCAGCCCGCCGUGCGCAGCUGGGCUGGGCUGCCCGACGACGAGCGCGCCGACACCUACAUCCCAGGCGGCCUCGGCUGCGCCCCGGGCUACGAAGACAGCUGCAGCCUGGAGAGCAGCGGCAGCAGCGGGACGCGGGACCCCGAUCUCGGAGACCCCCCAACGCCGCAGGCGGCCCCGGAGGAGCUGGGCGCGCCCGGGGGGAUGCUGCUGGACCUGGCCGUCAGGCGCCCCGCCGUCAGGUCGAAAAUCAAGUUCACCACAGGCACCUGUACCGACGCCGCCGUGCACUCCUGCGAGCUGUGCGGCAAGGGCUUCCGCCUGCAGCGCAUGCUGAACCGGCACGUCAAGUGCCACAGCCAGGUGAAGAGGCACCUGUGCACCUUCUGCGGGAAGGGCUUCAACGACACCUUUGAUCUGAAACGCCACGUCCGGACCCACACCGGAAUUCGUCCUUACAAAUGUGAGGUUUGCAACAAAGCAUUUACCCAGCGGUGUUCCCUGGAAUCCCACCUCAAGAAGAUUCACGGAGUGCAGCAGCAAUACGCCUACAAACAGAGGCGGGACAAACUGUACGUGUGCGAGGAUUGCGGCUACACCGGCCCCACGCAGGAGGACCUGUACCUGCAUGUCAGCAGCGUCCACCCCAGCAGUGCCUUCCUGAAAAAAACCUCAAAAAAACUCGCAGCGGUCUUGCAAAACAAACUGAGCCCUGUCCUGCAGAGGAGCUCCAAAGAUGACGACAAAGAUGAGUAACGCGGUGGAUUACAAUGGUCUGCAGGAAUGAAGUUUACACGUAGGACUACAUAUAUAUUAUUUUUUUAAAAAACUAUUUUGAAAUAAAUCCCUGAAAGGGAUAUUUUUGUUAAUGGGACUCUCUUGAUACUGGUAGAACCUCAACUUGAAAGAAAUAUUCCCACAAAUCAUACAAACGUCAGACUUUAUCUGGUCAAAAAAAUGGAAACCCUAACCCUAAGAUGGAGUAUUUACUGACCCUGGCAUUCAGGUAACCUGACUGCCAUUUCAGCUCUCCUACACAUCUGAACGGUGCUGACAAAGAAGCUCACCUUUCCCCAGCACAUUUCUUCAAGACAUUAACAGUUACCUCCUGCAAAAACUAUUUUUGAGGUGUUUGGGUGAAAGGGGCCACGUAAGAGCGGCUCCUAGUAUGCUGUUCUGAUGUGCAAAGUUCAUUAAAAUUGGCUUACAAACAGUACAGGGUAUUGGUACUUAAGUUUAAACGUGCAAAUAACCUUAGCUCUGCCCCCUGUGCAGUAAAUGAACAAUUUGCAGAACCGUUAUCCAAGAUGAGCUGAAACUUUAUUUAAAACAACACAGACCUUUUUCCCUCCUAAACUUCCCCUUCCAGCACAGAGACUCGCAUUCUAGGGACUUCAAGCUGUGAAAUCAUUUCAACCUAUUCAGAUGUAAGUGCAACCUUAACGCUGACUUUUCUGGACUCCUCAUGCUCACUUGGGAAUUGUUACCAAAUCCUUUUAACUUAAAUCAAUACCAAGCCAGAACCCCAAAGAAAUCCUUUUAACAAUUGAAAGAUACGUAUUUUCUGUCACAAUGGAGUGUAACUGUGUGUGUAUUUUAUGGUGUGCGCGUGAACGUGGGUUGUUUAAAUUUUUAAAGAUCAGGUGCCUGUUCAUUAGUAUAACAAAGCUGUGCAAAGCAGAUAAGAGUGUGACAUAGGCUGUCUGCCUCAUGAGACAAGUGCAAAGCUGCAUGCAUAACUCCCCCCUAAUCACUGUUAGUUUAGAUGGCUCCUAGUAAGACUGAUGUUACCAGAGAAGGUGGUGUGCUGAUGACAAGGGACCAGUACUAUGUCCUUGCUUUUAGGACUCCCCUUAUAUCCAACACUGUAAAUCUCUUCAGAAGCUGCUGCAACCCUUACUGGGCACUCAGGUGUCUAAGUUAGGAAAGACAGGGUGGGGUGGUAACUUCCUCAGCAACAAUCCAAGUUACACCAGUCCAAGCACAUUUAUUCAUGUCUCAUAUCUUAAUGGCCACAGCUGCUGAACACAGUUUAGAUUAAUUUAAAUGCUAAACAAUUAAUGGUUUUCAUUGGUAAUUUUCCCAAUAUUUAUUUUGGGCUCAAAAUAGAAGUAUAUUUUUGGAAAAAUAUAUCCCACUCUGUACAUAUUGAAACAAAUGCUCUGUAUGAGCAAUGAACUGUAACUCACCUGGCCAGGACCUUCAUAACCAUUACCACUUAAAUUGUAAGGUUCUGAGUAUCUACGUAGGAAUCAAAAAAAUAAAAAACAAAAUCAAACCUCAAGAUACCUCAGUCUUGUACAGACAUCUCCUUGGGUUCUCACAGGGAAGAGCUUUCAGCAGUUUUCCUGGCGGUAUUAGUAUUUGAUCCAGCACAAAUCUACGUGCUUGAGGUACUGAAAAUGAUGAUAAUAAAGUGAUGCUACUAUGUUAAGAACAAACUUCACUGCUAUGUAACAGGAAAGUUUGAAAAAUACUUUAAUAAACAGUAAACCUAAGGAAGAAAAAGCAUCUGAAGUAUUUAGAAGAUACUUUGCAAAAACUGCUAAGGCUCACACGCUAAUCUCAGCUCUUCUGAGAUGGUGCCAUUAUAACUGAACUGUGUAGUAAUACAGAUGUCACUUCCCUUAACCCUCACAGUCCAGUCCCAGGCAUGACUUGAGUUCAGCUAUUGGGAGGGAGUGUCAGCAGAGGCCACCUGAGCAAGUGAGUAGAAUUCACCUAACCACAAAGGAUCCGUAUGCUUAGCUCUGCUGAAACAACAGCCCUUGGAGCAGUAGCGUAGCAGCUAAAACCAUUCCCACCUAUUUUAACUGGAUGGGGAAUUUGUGAUGCUGUGUGUGAGGAGGAGGUAGGUGCUCUUCCCACUGUAGGAACCAAUGCUUUUGACUUCCUUCCGUUACCACUGCCAAAUGAUACCUUUGCCAAAGAAAGAGACACGUCGAGGUGGGUCAUCUAUGUGAUUUUAGACAAAAAAAGCAUUCACAGCAAAAGAAUAAUGUAGCGUGUAACAGUACACAGAAACAAAACUGCCCUGGAUGGAUAGCAAAGUUCCAACAAACUUGACACUACAGUUGCAGUAACUGCCCUGAACUGUCUGACAGGUUUUUCUACAGAGGACAGAUACUCCCUGUAGCAGACGCCUUGGGCAUGUCAAUUUAACAGUCUGAGAAGCAAUGCUAAACUGGUGACAAAGUGGGUCUGAGUUUGCAUGGGACUGGCAAUAGCUUGUUAUGGGACAAAACUGGCAACACCUUUACCUCUUUAGUAGUUUGAGAACUCCCAUGAGGAUGCCUGAGGCAGCCAGGCUUUCAGAAGUGCUAGACAUGAGUAACUUCCACUGAUACUGUCUACCUUCCCCUGACUCUCUGAUGUUACAAAUUAAUCCAAGACUUAAAAAUAGGUUUACAAACUGGCACUGCUAAUGAAGUUGGCAACCUUCCUCAGAAAGGCUUUUGUAAUAAACAAAUGAACACAGAUGAAGCCAACAGAUGCCUAUGCUGCCCAGGCUCAACUAGGCCUCAUUCAGUAGGAAGCAGGGUGAGGAUGAAAACUUACAAAGCUCAGGGACAUCUAAUGGCUGAUGCACUGAUGCAGGAGGCAAUCCCAUCCCAAUGUUGCUCAAUUUUAUUUAUCCAAUCCUAAUCAACACAAAGAGUUCAGAACAUUUUAUCACCACCUACUUCAGCCUGAAGCAUCGUCUCUCUCACUUAUGCUGCCCUUCUUUGCAUCCACAGAGCUGUCUAACUGACCAUCUCCAAUGGCACUGACCUACCCACUUGCUCAAAUCCUGUGAUGUGCAGAUGUACUUGCCAAACAGGUACAACUGAGU
Messenger RNA from Lagopus leucura (white-tailed ptarmigan), 3865 nucleotides. RefSeq names its product ovo like zinc finger 2 (gene OVOL2). Gene Ontology annotation, molecular function: RNA polymerase II cis-regulatory region sequence-specific DNA binding; DNA-binding transcription factor activity, RNA polymerase II-specific. Gene Ontology annotation, cellular component: nucleus. The record is from RefSeq and is a predicted model, not a curated record. Gene Ontology annotation, biological process: epidermal cell differentiation; regulation of transcription by RNA polymerase II. Bases 1 to 789 code for a protein of 262 amino acids. Lineage: Eukaryota; Metazoa; Chordata; Aves; Galliformes; Phasianidae. The transcript has 4 exons.